Messenger RNA from Scleropages formosus (Asian bonytongue), 996 nucleotides. RefSeq names its product canopy FGF signaling regulator 1 (gene cnpy1). The record is from RefSeq and is a predicted model, not a curated record. NCBI's taxonomy places the organism in Eukaryota, Metazoa, Chordata, Actinopteri, Osteoglossiformes, Osteoglossidae. The coding region runs from base 240 to 803 and encodes 187 amino acids. The transcript has 6 exons. Gene Ontology annotation, cellular component: endoplasmic reticulum.
GUCGGCUCCACCCCCUGCCGCGGAUCGUGGCACACAGUCUGAGCUGCACGUAAGUGUCGCCGUUACAUUAUAACUGAUGAGGAGUUCGUUUCUUCGUCGUACUUUCUCCGAAGUGGCUGCAAACACGCAGUUUGAACGUUUUUAACCGUGUUCUUCGCUGCCAAAAAGUUUCUUCUCAGUUUGUCACCUGAAAGGUUUCUGCCGACAGCGACACUCACUCACUCACUCAGGAAACCGACAUGGCGCCGUGGGCCUCUCAUGUGAUCCUCGUUGUUGUGGCAGCAGCUGUUCUCAUCAAGACAGCGGAGGGCAAAAAGGACCAGAUGCUCUACUGUUCAGCUUGCAGGGCACUCGCCGAUGAGCUGAACUACUCCGUCAGUCAGGUGGACCCAAAAAAGACCAUUCAUGUCGGCAGUUUCAGACUCAACCCUGAUGGCAGCCUGGAAGACAAGAAGGUUCCUCUCGCCAGAUCAGAAACUCACCUAACGGAGCUUCUGGAGAACGUGUGUGACAGCAUGAAUGACUAUGCGCUCUACAUCGACCCAGACACCAAGGAGAAGAGUUACAAAAGGUUUGCUCCCCGGGAAGGGGAAGGUGGCAAUUUCCCUGAUUUUAAACAUUUUCAGUUUGACGGACCUGAUGGCUCGGAGUCCCUAAAAUUUGCAUGUGAAAAUAUCGUGGAGGAGUACGAGGACAACAUCAUCUCGCUCUUCGUCCAAGGGGUGGGCGACGUGCUUGACAUGCUGUGUGGCAAAAUAUCAGGUCACUGUAAAGGCAGUCUGUCCCCUCACUCUGAGCUAUAAUUCGACUGAGAUAUGUGGGGAAGAUAAUGAAGAAACAGAUACUAUAGUAUAAAAUACAAUACAUGAGUUUAACGUGGAUCUGCUGUGGGAGCAAAUAUACUCAACCCGUAGCUGGAAAUGAGAACGUGCUGCUUCAUUUUAAACAGCUGCUUGGUGUUUCAAUAAAUUUUAUAAUUAAAAGAACUGCAACUUG